CCAUGGUUGAAUCUUCUCACAAUAACAACCUGUCGCAAUCGCACUGCAGCGCAUGGCUGACUGUGUAGCAGGAUGAUACAUGCCUGUGUAACAACAGACUACCUAGCUGGAAUAUCUCCUCACUGUAAGACGUUUUGCAUAAAAGGUAAUAUUUGUUCAUGUGUAUUUGAUGGCUGACCUGGGGUAUUUCAAACUUAAUAAAUGUUCAUAGUCUUUAUAACUUUUAGAGUUCAUUUGCUCGUGUCUACAUACAUUGUUGCAUCAAAUCGAAACGUAGCGCUAAGCAUAUAUUUACCUCAGUCAGCAAGAGAAGGAAAAAAAAAACUACAAAAAGAAAAUAAUGUUUUAAACGUUUAUUUCUCCCCCUCUUAUUAAAUAUAUUCAUUUUAUAACAAAUUUACUCAUCAACAAGACUUCUAGUUAUUCUGUUCUCUUAUAUUCGCAAAUUUUCUUUUCCCAUCAACCAUGAAGCAGCUGACGUGCUGAAGUUUGGAAUAUUUUAUGUUAAAUUUGUUCUGUUACGUCAGGAAUUUAUCUCCUCGCGUGUGUUACUGAAUAGAGUCACGGUUGAAUUGCUCUACUAACUAACAAAAGAUGUAAAAUGUAAAUGUGGCGAGGCUCAACGAAAUAAAAAAAUAAAUGGGAUCUUAGGAAUCUUAAUGUGUUUCUCCUUCUCCCGGACCACAUCGUAACUCAGUACAGUAAGGUAGUCAGUACAGUAAGGUAGACGAUCUCUAACAUUAAGUUUACUGAACAAAGUAGACAAACUCUAAGAUUAAUUUUAUUGAAAGUGACAACAUCCAGAAACAGGUUCAAAGCAUUACGAAUAUGCAUGUAGAUCGACCAAUCGACAAUAUAAUGUUUUUUUGUUUGUUUUUUUUGCUUUUCAGCAUAGAAAUGUCCUCUAAUGGUCAGGCAAAGCGUGUGUGUGUCGUUGGUGCAGGUGUGUCAGGUCUCGUUGCCCUGAAGGAAUGCCUGGUUGAAGGACUGCAGCCAACAUGCUAUGAGCUGGACACGGACAUAGGUGGGUGAAACUUCCUUGCCAUGACUCUAUGACAUUACUUUACGAUAUGCAUUUAUGAUAAGCCUAAAAUAUGACUGAAUGAUUUGACAUGACAAUAUGGCAUGAAUUUAUGAAAAGGACAAAUGGUGUGGCUAGAGUUGUGAUGAGUCAAAACUAAUAACAUGGCUAGGACUUCUUCAAACUCUACAUUCUUCACCAUAAUACUUGGGUCUUACACAACAAAAAACACCACCAUUUUAAAUCGCGAAGUGUUCUUUUUUAAAUAAAUCUUUUAUAUUAACUUUGCUUUUGUUCGUGGCCGGCAAGAUCUUCGCAUGGCUAAUUCACCCACUUCUCGUCAACCGAUCGAGCUGAAACUUGGCAUAUAGACUUGCCGUUCUAUCAAAUUUUCAGCUCCAACUGCAACGCCCCCAAAAUAAGUUUUUCCUUUUUUUCAACAGAGAAGAUGCUGGAAAUAGGAUGCCAUUGAUAUAACGAAAUACAAUUCCCAAUAACUGCGCUAAAUGAGAUUCUUUUUUUAAAAAAUCCCAAGUGCGUUUGGUGCGUAAUAUUUUUUCCCCUGAAAGCUCAGGAACGUGAAAAAAAGUCCGGUUGUGAGCUUUGGGGGGAAGGGGGAUUAUUUGGGAUUCUUAUAAAGUGAGUUACUUGUAGCAGAGGCGUAGCUAGAGUGUUUGGCGCCCGGAGACAAGCUUCAUUUUAAAGCGCACCCAUUAUUUUCAUCAAUAAAAUAAUAUCAAAGCAAAUUUGGGCACCCUUAACCAACUGGCGCCCGGGGACAUCUGCCCCCCCCCCCUGUUCUAACUUCGCUACGGCUCUGGCUUGUUUUGUCAAAUUUUCACCCCCACCAUAAUGGCUCGAAAUUAUGUUUUAUAAAGUAUUUAUACGAAAAACGUUGUUUUUAAGUAUUGUUAAAUUGAAAUUACUCCUUUGAAGAGUUCGUCUCUCACGCAGGCACAUGCAUAAAAUGGUAAGAAAUAGUUGAAGAUUUACAGAAAGGGGUGAGUUCAUUGCAGCUAUGAAUUCCAAAAAGCUCACAAUCUAACAAGCAAAUGUAUCCACAAAUGCAUGCAUUUCAUAUGUCUAAACAUCCUAUUUUCUUCUAAUCCAGGUGGGAUAUGGUGUCCAAAAACAGAGGGGAAAAGUUCAAACACCCCUCAAGUGUGGGAGACUCUUAUAACAAACACAUCCAAGUAUAUGAUGACAUUCAGUGACUUCCCUCCCCUUCCUGAGGACACGCCCAUUUUCACAGCUGAAGUGAGCGUGCGUUGUCGUUGGUAGACUGUGUUUAAUAGAAAACUAAUCACGUGUGUAAGAAUGAGAAAAAAGAACAGAACACUAUGGUUUUCUUUCAAUUUAAAUUUUUUUUUUUUUUAACUGAACACAUUAAACAACACAAAGAGGAUUUUUUAAAUUUAAAAUCGAUCAUCUCUUCUUCUUCUAUAUCUUAAGGGCCCACGAUCAAUUUAUUGAUCAUUUUGGCUCCUAUGCAUGUAGAUGGGAUUUGCAAUGUUUCUGUUACUGGCGGUGAUGAGGAAAUUAUGCACUAGGAGUUUGAAGGCUUGAGGCAAUAGACACAAAUGUGUCUAGUGUUGUCGCCUCAACUGUUCCUUUUGAAAGAUGGUUCCAGUCCCUGAUUGUCUUGGGCAGGAAUGAGCAGCUCCUAUACUGGCUUCUUGCUGGUAUGAGCCUGAAUUGCCUGUCAUGGCCUCGUCGCAGUCUAUGGGGGAGAGGGACGAGUUUCUGUUUAAUACUGGAACAGUGGACCAGCCCAUUAUUUAGCUUGUACAUCAUGGAGAGCCUGGAUUGUAUCUCUUGAUACAUUCGUUGUUGCGUUGCGUCUUUUCAUCAGGUUGUCCCAUAUUUUAUUUCGCUCAUUUCCAUGUGUUUAUCAUAACGGGAUUUUCAUAUAGUAUGUAUUACAAAACGCAACACAAUAAAACACAAACACACACACACAAUCGCAAACACACACACACACACAAACACACAUAAAACAUUCUAUGCCACUGAUAUCAUUAUCAUAAAAUCCACAUUUUCAGGCACUUCGAAACUAUUACAAAAGAUAUGCCCAGCAUUUUCAGCUUUCUUCUUACAUCAAGUUGAACACAAGAGUCAUCAAGGUAAGACCCGAACCUGAGUAUGUGUUUAACAGGGCCGCAAACUCAGAAUACACGUUUCUGGCAUACUAUUUUAAUUCCCGAGAGUUCAGUAACAAACUAUUAUUCCGUCAAUAUACUCCCCCCCCCCCAACCCAACCAACAACAAAACAAGCACCCUCGUCCCAUUUCUGGCGUCAUGGUCUAAAAAUUGUAUUUCUGUUGUAUUAGCGCAAGUCAAACUAUCAAAAAUGUAAUCAAACUAUCAAAAAUGUAAGUCAAACUAUCAAAAAUGUAAGUCAAACUAUCAAAAAUAUAAGUCAAACUAUCAAAAAUGUAAGACAAACUAUCAAAAAUGUAAGUCAAACUAUCAAAAAUGUAAGUCAAACUAUCAAAAAUGUAAGUCAAACUAUCAAAAAUGUAAGUCAAACUAUCAAAAAUAUAAGUCAAAAUAUCAAAAAUGUAAGUCAAACUAUCAAAAAUGUAAGUCGGGGUCAAACUAUCAAAAGUUUCGGCGCUAAACUUUAUCGACCAUCCAUGGACUAAACAUGAUUCUUGUUUCCUGAAAUGAAUCUACUUCAGAAAUGGUGGCCCCUGAAGAUUUUAAUCAAUAGUUUUCUAAACGAAACUUGUUUUACUCAAAGAAUUUUCAUGGAUGGAUCGAUCAAAUUUGAACAAAAACAAUGCAAGGGAAAUGGGGGAAAAACUCUUUGUGGGGGAUGUUCAAAAAACGUAAGUGGUUUGUGCAUUUGAAAUAAGUAGAAUAAUUUUUUUAUUGGGACAGAUCCAAAAAGCUUCCGAUCACAAUGUAACCGGACAUUGGAAAGUGCUGACUUGCCCAACCCAAGAUUUCAGAGGCGGAGACAAGAGUGCAGGACAAGUGGCUACAGAGGAAGAUCUGUCCAGAUGUUCAUCUGAAAUUUUUGACUUUGUUCUUAUUUGUAGCGGUUGCUUCAAGUGAGUAGAGAUUGCUGUAGCAGUUACUUCAAGUGAGUAGAGAUUGUUGUAGCAGUUACUUCAAGUGAGUAGAGAUUGUUGUAGCAGUUACUUCAAGUGAGUAGAGAUUACUGUAGCAGUUACUUCAAGUGAGUAGAGCUUGUUUUAGCGGUUACCUCAAGUGAGUAGAGAUUACUGUAGCAGUUACUUCAAGUGAGUAGAGAUUGUUGUAGCAGUUACUACAAGUGAGUAGAGAUUUUUGUAGCAGUUACUUCAGCUGACUAUGGAUUGUUGUAGCAGUUACCUCAAGUGACUAGAGAUUGCUGUAGCAGUUAUUCCAAGUGAGUAGAGAUUGCUGUAGCAGUUAUUUCAAGUGAGUAGAGAUUGUUGUACUGGUUACGUCAAGUGAGUAGAGAUUGUUGUAGCUGUUACUUCGGGUGAGUAGAGCUUGCUGUAGCGGUUUAUUAUUUUCUUUGCUAUCAUUCCAAACUUGUCUUGUUUUACAAAUUACACAGCCUUCAAGUGUCAACAUCAGGGGUCUCCAAACUUUUCAGCCCGAGAGCCGCAUCAACUAUCAAACAACUGUUCGGGGCCGACUACACACUCUAAGUCCAAAUAAAAAAGAAUCAAAACAUGGAUGUUGUUUUUAAUUAUUUAUGUAAUAUUAUUUCAUUCAGCUAUUAUUUCAUAACACAUUGAUACACGACACAUGAACACCUGUAUUAGUGGGAAUGGUGAAAUUGUUUCCUGGAUGCCAAAUUAGCAGUGAUUAGCAGACAUUUCUGGAUUUAGAUUUGAUGUCCCUAACAUCAACAGUGACCUGAGAUUAUUAUCGGACAAAUUUGUUCUCAAAUUGUUCUUCACGUAGUUCGUUCUUGAAAAUGUUUGUUCACACCGGCGUGUCUGUUCCAAAGAUGGAAAGGUACAUUGACGCAAAUCUGUUGACAUUAGGAAAGUCUUCCUUGGGCAGAAACUAGUUAAAAAACCACCGGUCCUUCAUUUAACUUGUCCCUAAGGACGUCAUUUGCUUGCAACUCAGUGACCUCCAGGUGCAGUUCAUCUGGGUGACUGGUCACAACUGCUUCAAAUGGGUUUUGAAAAAGGCUCACUUCUUCUGCCUUUAAAUCCAAGUCAGAAAAACGCUGCUGAAACUUCAGCUGGGGGUCUUUGAUGAUUUCGCAUACAAAUGACGUGGGAACUCCGCUGUUGCUUCAGCCAUGUCAGUGCGUCAAGUUGUUGGCAUGUACUUGUUCCAAAAAAACAAGACGAGGUUGGGUCUGAAGGCCUUUAGGUGAGUGUAUAGAUCAGAAACUAGAUUUUCCUUUCCUCGUAGUUUAAGGUUCAGAAAAUUUAAAUGACUAGUUAUGUCUGCAGCUAAGGCCAAUUUCCAUACCAACUCUUCAUCAGACAGUAAUGGCUGUGGCUUUACUUUACUUUCCAGGAAGUCACCCAUUUCCUUUUUCAACUUAAAUACUCUGCUUAGAUCUUUCUCACAACUAAGCCAUCUUACUGCUGUGUAAUAUGGUAAAUCUUGCGAUUCUGUGUCUGUAUCUUCCAACAGGUCUCUGAACUGUCUAUGGUUGAGCCCAUGUGACCGUAUUAAAUUAACCCUCUUUACCACAGGAUUCAGUACACUGCUGUCAAUAUAUUUAUCAGACAAAGCUUUCUGCUGAAUAAUACAGUGCAGGAACAUUGUUUGCAGAAUUUUUUCUCAUUACACAUCUGCUUCACUUGUCCAACCAAGCCUAUCUUUAUGUCACUCAUGUUCUUUCCUCCAUCAACAGUCAGGCAACUGAGGUUAGUCCAGUCCAAAUUAUAAUCAGCAAAUGUUUUUUUUCAACUCAUUGAAUAUAUCCUCUUCGGUAACAGUGUCGUACAUGCUAUGUAGGGAAGCCAGCUUUUGUGUUAUGUUCAUGUCUUCAUCCACACCUCUAAUGAAAAGAAGCAGUUGAGAGGUGGAACAUCUGCCCAGCGAUUCAUCCAUUGCAGUUAAAAAUUGGCGAAAUUCUCGAUUUGAGUCACAAUGUUUUCACCCAUGUCUGCAACACGGCGGGCAAAGCUCCGCCACUAGAUGGCGUUAUAUCAUCUCAUUGACUGUGAACGGAAGUAGAAAAACUAAGCAGCGUCCUAGGUUUUGCCAAGUAAUGAUCGGCUAGAAAACAUAACGCACUAAUGCGUGCCUCUAUUUUAAUUCGGUAAAAACAUAACGUCAACGUAAGUGGCGUCUGAUCUUGGCAGAUACAUGCAAGUUUCCGUAAUUUUUUUCCGUUGACAAAAAGGUCUCCAUGGGCCGCAUGAGAGGGCCUCGCAUGCAGCCCGCGGGCCGUAGUUUGGAGACCCCAGGUCUACAUGUUUACAAUUGUCAUAUUAUCAUUGCGACUGCUUCAUCGUGUUAUUUCUCCUGACUCAGAAAGCCGUACUACCCAACAGUGGCCGGCCUGAACACCUUCCCUGGCGAUAUCCAACACUCUUUUGACUACAAAAUGGGCUCUAUCUAUAACAAUAAAAACGUGCUUGUUAUUGGUAAGUUCCUCUAUUUGUAAAUAUUCCAAUAUUGAAGGUUAUAUUAAAAUGUUUUGUUUUUUUUAAAUAUAAAACAUAUUUUUUUCUUAUUUUCAGGAAGCGCCUUCUCUGCUGGGGACAUUGCCAACGAUAUAGCAGCACAUACCAAGGUCUGUUAAUCUGCCAUGUUUUAAGGAUAUGUUUUUCCAGUAGCUUUAAACAAAGCCUUUUCUUAAAGUUGGUGCCAUUCGGGCAGCUUUGUGUUGGCAAGACUAUUUAAAUACCUCUCAGUUGUUUGAUCUCUGUCAUUCCCAGGUUUGCUUGUCAAGAGGUAAAGGAACUUGGAUAUUUCCACGCAUCAUGUCCGGUGCCCGGCCGUCUGACCUUUGCCUGCCUAGGUGUUGGUACUAUUCCAGUACUCCUGAGGUCUACUUAAAUAACUUCACGAUUGACCAGUGCCAGAACAGAUUGGAUCACAUGGGGUCGGCAAUCUGUCCCAUUAACCCACCAGCCAGCAGCUCUUCCUUCAUGUUCGGGGAUGAAAUUUAUGUAACUACAAACACGUUAUUCAAUAAAAAAAAAUAAUAAUAAUUGCACAUGUUUAGACAUCGCUGGUCGUGUCAUGUUCCAUAACUCUAUACACGCUGGUCGUGUCAUGUUCUAUAACUCUACAUGCGCUGGUCGUUUCAUGUUCCAUAACUCUACCAACGCUGGUCGUGUCAUGUUCCAUAACUCUACCAACGCUGCUUGCGUCAUGUUCCAUAACUCUACCAACGCUGGUCGUUUCAUGUUCCAUAACGCUACAUGCGCUGGUCGUGUCAUGUUCCAUAACUCUACCAACGCUGGUCGUGUCAUGUUCCAUAACCCUAUACACGCUGGUCGUGUCAUGUUCCAUAACUCUACGCACGCUGGUCGUGUCAUGUUCCAUAACUCUGCCAACGCUGGUCGUGUCAUGUUCCAUAACUCUGCCAACGCUGCCUGCGUCAUGUUACCUAACUCUACCUACGCUGGUCGAGUAAUGUUCUAUAACUCUGUCAACGAUGGUCGUGUCAUGUUACAUAACUCCACCACUACGUUUAGCACAAUAACACUAUUACCCUUUGAAGUGUCAUUUCAUCAUUGUCUCUGAUAUACACACAGUUUUUGCCGUCGGCCCCGCUGCACCAUAUAUUAACACACAUAAUCUUUUACGGUAAUAUAUUUUUAACGUCAUUUUUAAAAUAACUUUUAAGUUCUUAACGUUAUGAAAAAAAAAAGAAAAUGAAGUCGCCCACGUUUGACUCAGUAUCGUGAUUGGAGUAACUCUGUUCUGUCUGAAUCUGGCGUCAAACUUUUUUCGAUUAUUCUCCUUUGUUUUUUUAAAGACAAAAUCUCCACCAAAAUUGUAACUUGAAUAACAGAAGUUAUGAGGAGAGGAAAAAAACAACUCCUACAUCAUCAAAAAUCAAUAGAUCUUGUUCAUUUCUCUAAACUCAGAGACGUAUCAUUUUAUGUUGAAACAAAGUAGAAUUUCAGCCAUUGUACUGAGAACAUGAUGUCAUUUUGCUGUCAUUGGUGUAUUGAGGUCAUGAUUUCAUCUUGCCGUCAUUGGUGUGCUGAGGUCAAGAUUUCAUCUUGCCGUCAUUGGUGUGCUGAGGUCAAGAUUUCAUCUUGCUGUCAUUGGUGUGCUGAGGUCAAGAUUUCAUCUUGCCGUCAUUGGUGUGCUGAGGUAAUGAUUUCAUUUAGCCGUCAUUCAUGUCUGUUUUUUCUUGUGUUACCAAACAGAUGAAAAUUAUGUCAGGGCGAAUCAAAGUGUACGGAGAACUCGAACGUCUGAAGGGAUCCUCAGCUUAUUUCAGUGAUGGCUCCGUCAUUCCUGACCUGGAUGCAGUCAUUUUAUGCACUGGAUACUCGUCAGAUUUUUCAUUUCUUGAUUACGAAAUUAUCCAAGGCAAGUCAUCCUGACAAUAGUUGACAUGAGUGCAAUAGUUGACAUGAGUGUAAUAGUUGACAUGAGUGUAACAGUUGACAUGAGUGCAAAAGUUGACAUAAGUGCAACAGUUGACAUGGCUGCAAUAGUUGACAUGAGUGCAACAUUUGACAUUAGUGCAACAGUUGACAUGACUGCAAUAGUUAACAUGAGUGCUAUAGUUGACAUGAGUGCAACGGUUGACAUGAGUGCAACAGUUGACAUGAGUGCAACAGUAGACAUUAGUGCAUUAGUUGACAUGAGGGCAAUAGUUGACAUGAGUGCAACAGUUGACAUGAGUGCAAUAGUUGACAUUUUUUGACAUGAGUGCAAUAGUUGACAUGAGUGCAUUAGUUGACAUGAGUGCAACAGUUGACAUGAGUGCAACAGUUGACAUGAUUGCAACAGUGACAUGAGUGCAACAGUUGACAUGAGUGCAACAGUUGACAUGAGUGCAACAUUUGACAUGAGUGCAACAGUUGACAUGAGUGCAACAGUUGACAUUAGUGCAACAGUUGACAUGAGUGCAACAGUUGACAUUAGUGCAACAGUUGACAUGAGUGCAACAGUUGACAUGAGUGCAAUAGUGACAUGAGUGCAACAGUUGACAUGAGUGCAACAGUUGACAUGAGUGCAAUAGUUGACAUGAGUGUUGCAGAUUGUUGGGUUCCUGAUCUUUUUUUCUUAUUUUUAGCAAGCUUUUUUUCUAUAAAUCAUUUUAGUAUAUUUCAUCUAUAUUAGCGUUUUCCUCUAAUGUUUUUUUUAUAUAUCUUUCGACGCAAUCAAUAAUCUAAUUAUUUCGUUAUAUCAUUCAUGUAUCAUACAUGAUAUGUUUCAAAUCAAGCGUCAGCAAAUUAGACACGUUCAAGUGUUGAGGAACUAAUUGUAUCCUCAUAUGCCUACCGAAAAUUAAUUAUUGUUGAGUGGCGUGACCAUCUGCUAAAUACUUUAAAAAUGUAUGUUAACCAUAGGGAACAAUUAAUGAUCUGCGCAUCUGUUCCAUGUACUGGCUACUUGCUCCCACGCGAUGAAGUGUAAUUUAUGCAUUCAGAUAGAACGAAGAGUGUUUACUUGUCAUACUAAAACAUGAGUCGAGUGUGAAGGAGACCAUUUUUUUAAAUGAGUGAGUGGAUUAUGGGCUUAUCAUUACUAAUGUACAUUUUUUGAUGAGUCACGUUUAUAAAGUCUCAUUGAGGUUACAUUUAAGUAGUAUACUAAUGUCUGUUCUAUAGGAAGAAUUAGGGGUUGGGCUCGGAAAUGGGACAGGCUGGUGUUUUUUUUAAUAAAUUUUUUCUAUAUUUUUUUUUCUAUUCUUUGCCCGAAGCUGGAGCCAUUAGAAUUUCUUCCUGAUCUGAGUUCCAAAAAUGUUAGUGAAUUUAUGCAAGAUAUUAUGUCUUCGACUUGUUGAAAUAAUUUUUAUUUAAAUUGACGCCCCGCUAUUUAACUGGCCAUAUUUCAACCACCCCUCUACCAACUGGGUUGCCCCACUGUCCUACCAACUGGGUUGUCCCACUGUCCCACCAGCUAUGUUGCCCCACCCCUAUACAGCUUUGUUGAUGACUUUCUACUGCCUUGCUAAUAAGAUAGGUGAGUGAGAAUAAGUGACAAAUUUCUAUAAGCACAUAUCACUCUCUCAACCACCCCCUCCCACUUGUGUGUGUGUGUGUGUGUUGUUGUUUUUUCCGUUUAUCGGAGGUCACCUGGAGCCCAAAACAAAUUUGACCGAAGAGGGACCGGAGCGGAAAUUGGCCAAAAAAGCCUGCUCCAAAUUAAUUCGUUUUAAGUAAUUUGUAUUUCAUGAUCUCAUUUUACAUUUAGAAAAUGGCAAGAUGGAUUUGUUCAAGCUGAUUUUUCCCAUACAAGAAGAGAAAAGAACACUGGGCAUCAUUGGAGCCAUGGCUGGCGAUUCUGCAUUAGCUCCUGUGUUUGAAUUACAGGUCAGGUCGACACCUAUAAUGUUGUAGUAUAGAUCGUCACUUAACUAAUUACUCUUCAUAUUUUUAAGGAACUGUUAAUAAUCUUCAUCUAGAGACGAGGCGCGUCCACUGUGUUUAAUCAGUCCGUUUAAUCACACCAACACAAUGAUCCCACCGACACAGUGAUCACGCAGACACAGUGAUCACACCGACACAGUGAUCGAACCGACACGAUGAUCACACCGACACAGUGAUCACACCGACACAGUGAUCACACCGACACAGUGACCACACCGACACAAUGAUCAAGCAGACACAGUGAUCACGCCGACACGGUGAACACGCCGACAGGGUGAUCACGCCGACACAGUAAUCACACCGACACAGUGAUCACACCGAGACAUUACAUCGAUUUCGGAACACCGGAGCGCAGUGAGCAUGCUAAAGUGGCAUGGAUACCAGUGCGAUAUACAUAUCCAAUCAAUCAAUCAAUCACACCGAAGCGUUAUAUUUGAAAGAAUAGUUUUAAAAAACGUUAGUAAAAUUAUAAAAUAUUCAGAAAUUACCAGUUGAGAGGUCUAGAUCUAUACGGCAAUAUUAGCAGUAGAUUUAUUUUAAAAUUACUCUUGGUUUUAUGUUACUUUCCCAACUUUUCCUUUUUUCCGCCUGAUAAACAAGGAACUAUUUUCUUAUUGUGUUCUGACUGUGAACAUAAAAUUUACGAAUCCCAGUCACUUUGUAUCACUUGCUGGCCAUUGCAAAACCUCAACUUUUAAAAUAAAACGUCAUCAAAUGACAAAGCCAUCAUUAUGAAUGUCAUACAGUUAAUUUGAUAAGUUAAUCGAACAGAGGUAAGGUUGUAUUGAUUUACACUUGGUAACUCAGAGAGCAGGUGUUCUCGAACUUGUUUUAGACGGGGGCCGGUUCACUGUCCUCCCAGACACUGUUUAGAGGGCGGGUAAGAUGUGCGAGAUGUUUGCCAUUCAAAAGUGCUUUUAAUAGUCUACCCGGGGGAAAAAAAAGGGGCCGGAUUAAGACCCACAGAGGAUCCAGGGCAUUUGAAAUUUUGCCUUCUCCCAAGUCGCGUACCCAAGGAAUGUGGAAGGGUGUGCCCAUUUAAGGCGACAUUAAGUCAAGGUACGUCUUUGUUCUAAACCCCACCCCACCCCAUCCCACACCCCAUACCUCCCUUUCCCCCGAAAUCAUCCAUUUGACUUCCGGUCUGCCUUUGGUUUAAUAUCUUGACCGAGAAUUGAAAUAUUUCUUUUUGAAUAACAUAAUUAUUUGAUCUCUACGACUUAGACCUAAUUGGCUGACACGUCAUUUCUAUUCUAUUUAUCCUGUUCGUUAAGAGUAGUCGGUCUCUCUUAAUCUUGGGAACAGUGGUGUUGGAACAGUCCCAGCAUCUUGGGAACAUUGGUGUUAGAACAGUCCCAGCAUCUUGGGAACAGUGGUAUUGGAACAGUCCCAGUAUCUUGGGAACAGUGGUGUUGGAACAGUCCCAGCAUCUUGGGAACAGUGGUAUUGGAACAGUCCCAGUAUCUUGGGAACAGUGGUAUUGGAACAGUCCCAGCAUCUUGGGAACUGUGGUGUUGGAACAGUCCCAGCAUCUUGGGAACAGUGGUAUUGGAACAGUCCCAGCAUCUUGGGAACUGUCCCAGCAUCUUGGGAACAGUGGUAUUGGAACAGUCCCAGCAUCUUGGGAACAGUGGUAUUGGAACAGUCCCAGCAUCUUGGGAACAGUGGUAUUGGAACAGUCCCAGCAUCUUGGGAACAGUGGUGUUGGAACAGUCCCAGCAUCUUGGGAACAGUGGUAUUGGAACAGUCCCAGUAUCUUGGUAACAGUGGUAUUGGAACAGUCCCAGCAUCUUUGGAACAGUGGUGUUGGAACAGUCCCAGUAUCUUGGGAACAGUGGUGUUGGAACAGUCCCAGUAUCUUGGGAACAGUGGUGUUGGAACAGUCUCAGUAUCUUGGGAACAGUGGUAUUGGAACAGUCCCAGUAUCUUGGGAACAGUGGUGUUGGAACAGUCCCAGCAUCUUGGGAACAGUGGUGUUGGAACAGUCCCAGUAUCUUGGGAACAGUGGUCUUGGAACAGUCUCAGCCUCUUGGGAACAGUGGUGUUGGAACAGUCCCAGCAUCUUGGGAACAGUGGUGUUGGAACAGCCCCAACAUCUUGGGAACAGUGGUGUUGGAAACAGUCCCAGCAUCUUGGGAACAGAUUACGCCUGGUGUAGCCUGCCUUACUGUGUCUUCUCUCGUCCUAAUUAUAUAUAUAUAAAUUGUUAUAAAGCUGCCCAAGAUGUCAAUAAAGCACUGUACAUUAGCGUUCCCCAAAAGGUGUUCAGCAGACCGGCACCGGUCCGUGAGCCCCAUGUCGUCGGUCCACACAACAUGAAAAUUUAAGGUCAAAUAGAAGUUAAAUAUGAUAAAUCAAUCAGGCCACGGUUCCUGGCUCGAGUUCGAGACAUCUCCACUGGUCCGACUAACUUGAAAGUUUGGGAAAACGUUGCUGCACAUGACAUCAUUAAAAGUACGUUCAAGAUCAAAUAAAAAAAGAUCCCUAUCAAGGGGACCCUAAAAGGCACUUUAGACCAAGUCAGGUGGGGGGGGGGGUUUCUUUUAGGUUAAUCUGGCUGCGCUACCAACAAUGGGAAAGAAUGCAAUGGGUAGACGGAAACCAAGGGAAUACCACACGCCAACCGUGUGUAGGCAGAUCUUUGACGGCAAGUGUAGUUAGAUCUUUGACGGCCAUUGCACGCGGAUCUUUGACGGCUAUUGUAGUAAGAUCUUUGACGGCUGGUGCAGGCUGAUCUUUGAUGGCUUAUGCAGAAAGAUCUUUGACGGCUGGUGUAAGCAGAUCUUUGAUGGCUAUUGUAGACAGAUCUAUAAUGAUUGUUGCGGGCAGAUCUUAGACGGCUUAAAUGGGCAGAUCUUUGACGGCUAGUGUAGUUAGGACUCUGACGUCUAGUGGGCCGUGUAGGAGAUUGAAAAGACAAUAAGAAGAUUUAGUCUGUAUGAGUGUGAUUAGCUGGUGCAUACCUGAAUCUCCUGGGAUGUAAGCUGUAUGGCGCCAUUAUAAUUCGUGCAUCACUAAGUCACAACCAUAAGAAAGCUGUUAUGACGAAAAUUUCUUACUUCCAUCAGAGUCGCUACGCUGUCAAGGUGUUUGCUGGCAAGUUACAGCUGCCGUCAGUUGAAGACAUGAAGGCAGACGCCGACUUCUGGUCUGGAUUCUGUUUGAAGAAGAAGGGGAGAUACUGCUACAUGGUAAAACUGAACAAUAUAAUUAUUAGUAUUGCAUCAUAGCUCCAUGGGGAAAGAAGUGAGGUCCACCUUUUAGUGUGUUUACAAAUAAAAAAUUGUAAAACUUUCAAAUACUAUAUACUGUGAGUGGGGUGAGGAUGGUUCUAUGAUUUUUAAGAUUAAGGUGCAGUACAGGGACGUCAUUUGGGUAGAGUGGGGUUGGACAUUUGCGCCCCCCUUCCUGAAUUUUCCGGUUUUAAUAAAAUUGCUAUGUACUGUUGCGCCUCAAGUAAUAAACAGCUUAACAAGCCGACCAAGUUUUGGUUUUGCGCCCCCCCCCCCUGAAAAAACCUGAAAUGACGCCCCUGAAGCAGUAUGCUAGAAUAGGGCACACAGCUUAGUCUAAAGAGGAUUUUUUUUUAUUUUAAUCUUUAAUUUAGACAUGAAUCAGGUACAUUUUCGUAAAUAUGUGCGCGAAUCGCAAAAAGGAACUAUAAAUUCUACCUUAGUUAUGUAAGGUUUAUAUUUGAAUGACAGAUCACCUAUGUUAUAUUUAUAGAUAUUUAAAUGUAUUUGAAUGUGAGAGCAAAGCUUGCAGUUUCAGAGUGUUCAGACACCGUUUGGUACAUUAUUGUCAUUUCUUUAACCCCCUAGAUUCCCGGCUUUCUGUUUGGUGACGCCAUUGCCAAACUGCUGGGCUGUUUCCCGAGUUUCUGGCACUUGCUUCUCCGCGAUCCGGCCCUGGCGUUCCGAGCAUGGUACGGACCCAUUUACCCGGCACAGUACCGUCUGCUGGGGCCGGACAGCAACUGGCGGCAAGCGAGUGAGAUCUGCAGGCGAGCUGAUGCGGAGGGCAGCAAGCCUCUCCGUCAUGGCACGGUGAACAAGGUCAAGCGCGAUGACCUAGCGGCGGCCAGAAGAGGUCGGUUGAUGAACGCUGGUCUCCUGUUGCCUGUCUUUGCACUUGCUCUCUAUUUGUUUCACAGCAAACACACUAAAAUGUGACAGAAAUAGUUCUGCUGGAUGGCGAUAGAUUCUCCGAAUAAAAUCCUGUUGUUAAAGUAAGAUCGUCAACACAGGUUAUAAACACAGGUAAAAAUCAGCUUCUUAAAGACACCGAGAACUUAGGGGACAUAUAUGUUCAUAAUGUGAAAAAGUUCACUGGCUCUUUUAUUAAUAGUAACAAAAUGCUCAAUCAACAUUAAAAAAACCAAACAAAAAAACUUUAUUAAAACCCCCUUGCAAAGUCUCUAUAAAAACAUAUUAUUAAAUAUUUUAUAGAAUGAAAACGUUUAAACACAUUCUCUCGGAGACAGAUCUUCUGUCUCCUUUGUAUCAUGUAAAGGAAUAUAAAAUGAAUAUUCAACAAAUCGAGGAAAAACACCUGUUUUUUGC
Molecule: messenger RNA, 15062 nt
Organism: Lymnaea stagnalis (great pond snail)
Lineage: Eukaryota; Metazoa; Mollusca; Gastropoda; Lymnaeidae
Source: the annotation of a GenBank genome assembly